AUGCAUGAACACAAGAUCACAGAUAAAAGUACUGAAAAUUUCAAAAUAGGCAGCAUAUCUUUAAACUAUGGUCAGCGCCUUCAGAACAAGAAACUCAUAGCUCUAGGGCUGCACAUCCGUGAAGUUGGCCCUGCCUCCAUGGACUUGACUCCUGCCACUCUGGGCCCCACCGUCUCGCUGUGUUCCUUCCUACUGGGGGCUUCACACCACGUCAGAGAACUUCUGGCCCAAAGUAACUCUCCAUCAGUGUGCGCACCACAGUCACCACUCUUCGUUUAUAUAUUUGCUUAUUUCCUUCCCUCCCUGAAUGGCAAGUGGGUUGUAGGCCUGAGUCUGGCUUUGUUCAUGAUUGCCGUAGCAGUGCCCAGAGAAAUCUGUGCUUUCAAGAUCCAUGGCCAGGAACUGCCCUUCGAGGCUGUAGUGCUCAAUAAGACAUCUGGGGAGGGCCGGCUCCGCGCCAGAAGUCCCAUCGACUGUGAGCUACAGAAGGAGUAUACAUUCAUCAUCCAAGCCUAUGACUGUGGAGCUGGGCCCCGGGAGACAGCCUGGAAGAAGUCACACAAGGCCGUGGUCCACAUCCAGGUGAAGGAUGUCAAUGAGUUUGCUCCCACCUUCAAAGAGCCAGCCUACAAAGCCAUGGUAACAGAGGGCAAGAUCUAUGACAGCAUACUGCAGGUGGAAGCCAUAGAUGAGGACUGUUCCCCCCAGUACAGCCAGAUUUGCAACUAUGAAAUUGUCACAACGGAUGUGCCUUUUGCCAUCGACAGAAAUGACGACCUCAUGCAUGAACACAAGAUCACAGAUAAAAGUACUGAAAAUUUCAAAAUAGGCAGCAUAUCUUUAAACUAUGGUCAGCGCCUUCAGAACAAGAAACUCAUAGCUCUAGGGCUGCACAUCCGUGAAGUUGGCCCUGCCUCCAUGGACUUGACUCCUGCCACUCUGGGCCCCACCGUCUCGCUGUGUUCCUUCCUACUGGGGGCUUCACACCACGUCAGAGAACUUCUGGCCCAAAGUAACUCUCCAUCAGUGUGCGCACCACAGUCACCACUCUUCGUUUAUAUAUUUGCUUAUUUCCUUCCCUCCCUGAAUGGCAAGUGGGUUGUAGGCCUGAGUCUGGCUUUGUUCAUGAUUGCCGUAGCAGUGCCCAGGCCCCCACUCACUACCUUCCAUCCUUCUGCAGGAGAAAUCUGUGCUUUCAAGAUCCAUGGCCAGGAACUGCCCUUCGAGGCUGUAGUGCUCAAUAAGACAUCUGGGGAGGGCCGGCUCCGCGCCAGAAGUCCCAUCGACUGUGAGCUACAGAAGGAGUAUACAUUCAUCAUCCAAGCCUAUGACUGUGGAGCUGGGCCCCGGGAGACAGCCUGGAAGAAGUCACACAAGGCCGUGGUCCACAUCCAGGUGAAGGAUGUCAAUGAGUUUGCUCCCACCUUCAAAGAGCCAGCCUACAAAGCCAUGGUAACAGAGGGCAAGAUCUAUGACAGCAUACUGCAGGUGGAAGCCAUAGAUGAGGACUGUUCCCCCCAGUACAGCCAGAUUUGCAACUAUGAAAUUGUCACAACGGAUGUGCCUUUUGCCAUCGACAGAAAUGGCAACAUCAGAAACACUGAGAAGCUGAGCUACGACAGGCAGCGCCAGUAUGAGAUCCUGGUGACAGCCUAUGACUGUGGACAGAAACCUGCUGCUCAGGACACCCUGGUGCAGGUGGACGUGAAACCUGUUUGCAAGCCUGGAUGGCAAGAUUGGACCAAGAGGAUUGAGUACCAGCCUGGUUCGGGGAGUCUACCCUUAUUCCCCAGCAUCCACCUGGAGACGUGCGAUGGAGCUGUGUCCUCUCUCCAGGUCACUACUGAGCUGCAGACCAACUACAUCGGGAAGGGCUGUGACCGGGAGACAUACUCUGAGAGAGCCCUUCAGAAAUUAUGUGGAGCCUCCUCUGGCAUCAUCGACCUCCUGCCAUCCCCCAGCGCUGCCACCAACUGGACUUCAGGACUGCUGGUGGACAGCAGUGAGAUGAUCUUUAAGUUUGAUGGCAGACAGGGUGCCAAGAUCCCAGAUGGGAUUGUGCCUAAGAACCUGACGGACCAGUUCACCAUCACCAUGUGGAUGAAACAUGGCCCCAGCCCCGGUGUGAGGGCUGAGAAGGAAACCAUCCUCUGCAACUCAGAUAAAACUGAAAUGAACCGGCACCACUAUGCCCUAUACGUGCACAACUGCCGUCUCGUCUUCCUCUUGCGGAAGGAUUUUGACCAGGCCGACACCUUUCGCCCUGCGGAGUUCCACUGGAAGCUGGACCAGAUUUGUGACAAAGAGUGGCAUUACUAUGUCAUCAAUGUGGAGUUUCCUGUGGUCACUCUCUACAUGGAUGGAGCAACAUAUGAACCAUACCUGGUGACCAACGACUGGCCCAUUCAUCCAUCCCACAUUGCUAUGCAGCUUACUGUCGGUGCUUGUUGGCAAGGAGGCGAAGUUGCCAAACCACGAUUUGCGCAGUUCUUCCAUGGCAGCCUAGCCAGUCUUACCAUCCGCCCUGGCAAAAUGGAAAGCCAGAAGGUGAUUUCCUGCUUGCAGGCCUGCAAAGAGGGGCUGGAUAUUAAUUCUUUGGAAAGCCUCGGGCAAGGAAUAAAGUACCACUUCAACCCCUCACAGUCUAUCCUCGUGAUGGAAGGAGAAGACAUUGGGAACAUCAACCGUGCCCUGCAGAAGGUCUCCUACAUCAACUCCAGGCAGUUCCCGACAGCAGGCGUGCGGCGCCUCAGAGUCUCCUCCAAAGUUCAGUGCUUUGGGGAAGAUGUGUGCAUCAGCAUCCCCAACGUGGAUGCCUAUGUGAUGGUCCUGCAGGCCAUGGAGCCCCAGAUCACUCUGCAGGGCACAGAUCGUCUAUGGAGACCUGCUGCCCAGUUCGAAAGUGCCAGAGGCGUAGUCCUCUUCCAGGAUAUCAAAAUUGUGAGCACCUUUGCCAAACCUGAGGCCACUGGGGACAUGAAAACCACAGCUGCAAAAUCAGCAGACUUAGAAGAAAUGCUUCACAACUUGGAUUUUUGUGACAUUUUGGUGCUUGGAGGGGACUUGGACCCAAGACAGGAGUGCUUGGAACUCAACCACAGCGAGCUCCACCAACGACAUCUGGAUGCCACAAACUCGACUGCAGGCUACUCCAUCUAUGGCGUGGGCUCCAUGAGCCACUAUGAGCAGGUGCUGCAUCACAUCCGCUACCGCAACUGGCACCCGAGCUCCCUUGAGGGAAGGCGGUUCCGAAUCAAGUGUUCAGAACUCAAUGGGCGCUACACUAGCAACGAGUUCAACUUGGAGGUCAGUGUGCUACAUGAAGUCAGAGUCCCAGACAAGGAACAUGUCAGCCACCUUAUCGUGCAGCCUCCCUUCCUCCAGUCUGUCCAUCACCCUGAAUCCCGGAGUAGUAUCCAGCGCACUUCAGUGGUCCCAAGCAUCGCCACGGUUAUCAUCAUCAUCUCCGUGUGCAUGCUGGUGUUUGUUGUGGCCAUGGGUGUGUACCGAGUUCGGAUUGCCCACCAGCACUUCAUCCAAGAGACUGAAGCUGCCAAGGAGACCGAAAUGGAUUGGGAUGACUCUGCACUGACUAUCACCGUCAACCCCAUGGAGAAACAUGGAGAAUCAGGACACGGGGAAGAUGAGACUGAAGGAGAGGAGGAGGAGGAAGAAGCAGAGGAAGACAUCAGCUCCAGCAGCAGCGAGGACAACAGUGAAGGGGAAGAGGAGGAAGAGAUGGGCAGAGGCAGACAUGGGCAGAGCGGCACCAGGCAAGCCCAGCUGGAGUGGGAUGACUCCACCCUGCCCUAUUAGUGCCUGCAGGUCCACUGCCCAGCCCAUGUGUCCCUUUUGUAAAGCCCACCCGAGCCAGGGUCUGCCUGAACCAAUCACAGCAAUCACCAAUCACCUCUCCGUGACAGCUCUGGGAAGGCCUCUGCAGCUUCCUCAAACCUGCCUAUAGGGCAGCUCCCUGAACCUCUGUGUCAUGAUCAGCGGGGACUCCAGGGUGGACUUUGUCCUUUAGCUCCCACUCCUCCUGCCCUGGAUUCACCAAGCAUCCUGUGAGUCACUCUGCAGACUUCUGAACACCUUGCUCUUUUCUAUAAAGGACAAGGUUUACCUUUCUAUCACUCACCUCCCCAGGAUCAGUGCUCCUGAGGCCCUUGGGUCCCAACUCCCAUUGUGCAUCUCUCUCCACUCAUAGCAGCAGGUCCUCCCUAUGCUCACUCUGUGGGUUCCUUUGUACAGGGAAAGAGGUAGCACUUCAUUCAUUAGGUCUUAGGGCUAUACACUUGAAUGGAAGACCCCUGAUGAGGCAGAACUGCAUUUAUAGGGAAAGAUACAUAGAAACAUACUUCCCAGCUCAGAGAGCCUUUCCCUUUGCUUCUUUUUGAGGCUACAUAUAUUGACAGGACAAGUAUAAAACCAAGGAUUGGUCAUUGGCCACAAGCAGAGCCUAUCCUCAGGCAAAGGAGCCUGCCUUCCUCAGGAGCACUGAGACCCAUGUGGCUGACCCUCUGGGGAGCACAAUUACCACACAAAACUACCAGACAUCAGGAAGCAUUCUACCAGGCACUGCCCCAGUGACAGCCACACCAAGGUCACAGCCAGGGGUAGGAAGAAGAGCCAAUGGGUGGCCUAUUAGGGCCUCGUAGGGGAUGCAGAGCUGGAAGACGGGAGGGUGGCUGGGCACCCCGGGACCAAGGUAGCCCUAAAGUUGACAAGGUUCUCACAACCUCACCUCGUGCUCCUUUAUCUCUUGUAUUACAAUGUUUUACUUUUAUUCCCCCAGUACCAAGGAUUGAACCAAGACUUUGUGCUGGCCAGUAAGGCAAGUCACCACUGAGCUAAAUUCCUGGCCGUGCAAUGUUUCACUCUUACAAAAAUAUGCCCUUUUCAAAUGUAUUAGAACCUACUUGAAUUUCACAAGUCAAGAUGAAAGUUUGGAAAUCUAACUUCUAGGAAUUAGAAGCACAUUUGUAACAAUGGCAGUUGCUUCUUUCCUUUUCUCAUAAAAGAAGGAAUGCUUUGAGUAGAGGGCAAAUACAUUCAAAACCCAAAUUUCUUUUUCUUUCUUCUUCUUUCAGUGAGGAAGUCUUUUCUAUCUCCAUUCUAACAUGGACACCUCAUAAAAAGAAUUGUUGCUAUAGUAACUAGUGGGUGAUCAUUGUGGCCAAGACAAUAGCAGGCAAGAAUUAAGGCUGUUAUAAGCCUUCCACGAGGCUGUCAGGACAUGCUUAUUUCAAAUAUCUUGGGUUCCUCUUUGUCCUCAGAAUGUACAAGCUGUCCUUACCGUCCCACUCCACCCGAAGCCCAUCCCAUCCUGGUUUGGCACGGGCAUAAAGCUGUUCCCCAGCCAAUCACGUGCAAAUUCAACAGAAAGUUCAGCAUCUGCUCAGUGUCUUUCCUGUGUCAUCCAGUCAGAGAACUUAAGUAGGGGGACCACAACCAAUGUCUUCUGGUUCAACCUCCACUCAGUAAGGAUCCACAAGAGGCCUUUGCACCCUUCUGCUAGCAAGAGCUACCUUAGACAGCUCUUUCCAUCCCUGAAGUGUUUUUGCAUCCUUUCCCUCCUUUGAACUUCCCAGUAAUCCUGUGAAAUAUUUGGCACAUCUGUUGUUAGACGCAUUUUUGUGAUGAGUAAAGCAGGGCUCAGAGAGUCAGUGUCUUGCUCAUAGCUGUUCAGACAUAAAGAAGAGGCUGGGCUCCCACCCUCCACUCUUGAUCUGUGGUUCUACUUCAUGUUCAUACUGAUGUACUUACCAGGCAUUCUGAGCAGCUGCUUUAUGCUAAGCAUCCUACCAGAAGCUGUGGGAAAUGGACAUUGCUGAAUGAGAUAAGCCCCUCCCUACACAGGACUUGAUCAUCAUAGAAGAGGCAUAGAAGCAGGCAUAGAAAUCAUACAGUGCAUGCAGAGAAAGGGAGAGAGGAAGUCAUGAGAAGAGGGACAUGUUCACAACUCAAGCAGUGAUCUUGUGCCUUCUUGAGAAUAGCAGUGGAAGAAGCUUGAGAUUAUCUAUUCAUUGACAGGAAAUAAACAUAUUUCCUGUGAAUGAUCCCAAUCACAUUCCCCUCUUCUAUCAGGACAUGACUCCACACUCACAGGGAUGGGGAGGCCUGCAGGACUGGUUAGGCUGUACAACCCACAAUUUCAAUAAAAAGAGGUUCUUCAGUCAGGCAUUUAGAUACUCCUGAAUUCUAUCAAAAUGAUGGCAUAAAAAGGGACACUUUAUAUGUUUAGAACUAAAUCCUUUUUUGCAUUAGGUUUUGGUUGCAAAGAUUUAAGGCUAGGGUUUCUGAGAGCACUUUUCUCUCCACUCUCUUUCCAGCUUGAUUGGGUGGGGAAGGCAUUUCUUGUAUUCUUAGGCUGUCUCUUGUCACCGCAUCUGUCAUGAUUGGAUAGGCUGUUUGGAGCAUUGGGAAACCUGUAUGUGUUUGGGUUGGGGUGGCAGAUGAAAGUGACGCUUGGCUAAAGCAGCAAAGAUAUGUCACUUGGAGAAGCAUUUGGUGACUGGACUCAAAGAAGCAGUGGCAACAACGAACCAGAGCCCUUUCCCUCUUUUACCACAAGAGGCUACUGUUCAUGCCAGCUCUGAAGUUGAGGCACUUGAAAGAUUCUGCUGGGUCCACAGGUAUUUAUCCUGUUCCCAGUACCCUACUCAUUACCACAGAUGAACAAGAUGGCAGAGGUUAUAUAGGACUGACAGAAGCUUCAGGAGGUAUCCAGAAGAGUGGUUGAUAAUAUAAUUGGCCCUGAGUCUGAUAUUCUCGCCAUAAAUGAAAAAUAUCAUUAAUAGGUCUGGUAUUUUCCAGUCUGUGUGUGCUGGCAUUUGGGGAAGCAAAACUCUCAGGUGGCCUUGGCACACUCUAACCUCUCAUUCAGACAUCAGCAGCCAGGCAGAUGCAGUCUCAGAACCAUGAAGAGGAGCUGACUGGGCUGGCCACCAACAAGUCCACUGCUAUUGUACUAUUGUAAGUGGAUGAUGCCACAAAUCUGCUGUUCUGAGCUAGAAAACAACAAGGAUGGAACCUCUUAGGUGACUUGGAUGUCAGGGAAAAGGAGAGAAAGGAGGCUGAGAUUGCAAAAGACCAGGACAUAAUGAAUUGCCCAGUGGAGUAAAAGCAAUCAACUAGUUGGUGAACUGUCUUAAGGAACACUAAAAGUAUAUUCUGACAGAUUUAAUCAAAUGCUCUAAAUCUGGCAAAGGCCCAAAUUCAUCUAGAUACAAAAAUGUAAUUUCAUGGGCUCCCUUUUCAUUACCACUGUCAUGAAUUUAUUUAAUCAUCUGCCAUGCAAGGUUUAGAGCAAACCCCUCCGUAUCUAACAAAGGCUAUCCCUGUAACAUGGAUUCUCCAGGAGGAGGGCUCCUGCUACAAAACAGUGUGCUCCACUUCUGUGUGUUAGAGGUCAGCAAACCUUAUCUGCAAAAGGCCAAAUCAUAAAUAUAUGAGCUUCCAGGCCGUGUGGUUUCUGUUGCAAGUACUAGAUUCUGCCUAGUAGCAUGAAGGCAACCACAACCAACACAUAGAACAAAUGAAUGUUCCGGUGAAACUUUAUUUAUCCAUGCAUGCACCAAUAAAACUUUAUUUAUGGGCACUAUAAAAGUAGGCAGCCUAAAUUCAUAUAAUUUUCAUGUCAUGACUUUUUUUUUUUUACUCUUUUGCUUUUAUUUCCAACUACUCAAAAUCAUAAAAACCUUUCUUAGCCCACAGGCCAUAUGAAAACUAGCGGUCAACAAGAUGACCAGACAUGGUCUGAGGGCUGUAGCGUACAUGGAAGGAGGAAAACUUUCCCUUUCCUAGAAGAAAGCAAACUACUAUCUCAUUCCUUCCAUCAACAACUUGAUAGUCUUUGCUUCCAAAUUGAACAGCAAGAAAACUCCAUAGUUCUUCAUUAAGCUCUUUUAGAAGUUCAUGCUCCAGGGGAAAUGAAAACAAAACAAAUCAGAAACACUUGUUGUUUUUGAGCUGACAAAUUCAGAUGAAUAUUCCUAAGGUUUGAAGGCCUUGGAUCCAGGGAACUGACUGCUACUGAGCACUAACCCCACUGAAGUAAAUGUUAACUCCCCAGGCUUUAGUGUCUUCCCAGCGCGCCGAGCGCAUGAGGAUUUCUAAGCAGAAAUGUUCAUUAUCUCAGACUGAUUUUCACUUCAGCUCUGCUCAUGCCAUGGCUCUAAAAAUGAUCCUAAAGACUUGUGACUUUUCGAAUCAAUAGCAACAUAAUCAGCCGAAAGCACAACCCAGCACACUUUAAAAUUAGCAGUUUUCUUGGCUCUGUGACUCAAUAUUAGCAAGAGGAAGAAAAGGAGCAUUUAUUUUCCUUAAUCACUGUCUCAUUUCAAUUAACCAAAUAUGCUUUACCAAAAAGUAAGGGAGUAUGUCUGUUUCUUUGAAAGAAUUUGUCAGUAAAAAGUCCAUGACGUUCACGUACAAUAAUUUUCCAGCCUCUGUGGGAUUCCUAAGCCUCCUGCAGUGUGUACUGGCAGGCUGGGGACAGUACACCAUUCUCUCUCUAUCUGCAUCAGACAUUUAUCAAGGCUGACAAGCCAAAGCCCUUGGCACAAUUUAAUUUUCAUGUAACCACUUUCUGUUGUCCAGCUGAAGGCAAAGGAAAUGAGCAAUGAAAGUUUUGAAGUCUAUUCCAGCACCCUCAUUUCCCUGUCUUGAUUUGCUUCACUUCAUAAAUUUAUUCUAUAUCUGCUCCAAAGAUCUUGCUUUAGUUUUCCUUUUGGAACCAACUGGAAAAGGAGGGCUGGCUUUACAGGGCAUGCAGAUUAGGAGGCAAGCUUCACUUUGUCCCAGGGAGACAAAUGAGACAGAAGUUACCUCCACCAGCACUCCGGAAAGCAAUCAGACAGUUCUUAUGCGCAGUCAGUGAACAGAUGGGAGUCUGUGUUUGCAGCCAUGUUCGAUGCCAUUCAGCAAGUCCUCACUGGGCACCCAUGAGUGCACCAGGUGUCCUGCCAGGAACAAGGGAGAGAGAGCCAAUGAUACAGAACCCAGCCUAGGAGGAUCUCUUGGUCUUGCGAGCUGUGAGGAUCCUUUCUUCUCAGAACUGGAAGCUGUCCACAAGCAGUCAGGACUGCUAAGGGGGAGAAGUUUGAGGCAGAGGAGUUGGGUUCACUUAUUUGAUCAUAGUGAUUCCAUGGACACUGAUACUCCUCACUGAGGCAGCCUGAGGGGACCUCUAGGGAAAUGGGUAAUGUUUCCCUAAAUGUCCCCUAAUGGUUCCCAAGCCUGAUUCAGUUCACAUGUAGAAAGGAGCCAGAAGAAGUAACAUGACUGAUGACUGAGCCAGAGGAAGUCCUUAAUUAAGAGUAGCAGUCAGGCAGACCUUGCAAGUUAGGGUGAUCCAGGUGGGUGUCAAUCAAGUGAUGUGAAGCAACCCUCAGAGCUGACAGGUGAAAGGGUCCGCGCUCUGGAGGACCUGUAGAUGCUGCAGAGCUGUGAUUUUCCAUGUGUGGUCUGAGAACCAGUGAGAAUCACAGAUUCAUAAAGCCCACUCCAGGCCUACUGAAUCAGAGACUGGAGGUGGAGUCCGGGGAUCUUUGCUUUAAUGAGGUUCUGGGGCACACGGAAGUUGAGAACCAAUAAUAUAGAGGAUGAGCAUAGCUUAAGCUGCAUGAGGAGGAGCUGCUAUUAACAAAGAAGGUCAAAUCACCAAUCACUGGUUCAGUAAUGGCAAACUGGGAUGGGGGUUAGCAGAACACACACCCUCCACUCUUCCCUGAGGGCCUUCCCAACUCCAGUUCAUAUUCCUGGAGCACUGGUUUCAGGGGGCCUUGGUCUUAGCUCUAAUCCCCCUCCUCCCUUCAGGCAUGAGACAAUGAGACAAUUCUUACCCAUGUGCCCCUUCUCCCCUAGAAGGAAACAGCCCAGGGGAGGUUCUAGUGGGAACACUUGCACCUAGGGAGACCACCUGCUAAUCUCCUGUACCAGCAGGCUCCUUAAGGCCCAUACUGAAUGGAAAAAUAACAUUGCAGCCAUGACCCUAGACCACAAGAAGGACUGCUUUGCUUAAAGCCUUGUGCUAGUGGUGCGUUGAGAGAACCUGGUAGAGAGUGAACAGGGUCAUUCAAGGAUACUGCCAAGUUAUUACAGCGCUGUCCAUUUGUAAUGGGACUUGGGGCACGCAGCAUCACAAUUCAAAUACUAAAUUAGAUGGGGAAUAAAUAGCUUUUCUUGGAAAAGCAGUAAUUCAUGUUACUAAAAGUAGAAAACCAAUAACCAAAAACAAAACAGCAGCCUUAUAGACAAUGUGAAUCUGUCUAGACUCUCUCAUUUUCAAGGCCUAUGUAAGUGCCAGGUACCACCAAUGCCCAACCCCCAACCUACCAGAUACCUGAGGUCUGCCAAUCACUAAUUUAUGGCUUAAGUUCCGUGAAGGUCCACACACCUUUGGGAAGAACUCGUAAGUGCUUUACCAGUCAUUUGCACUUAAUUGUGGUUCCCACUCUGUCCAGAGAACAGAGGAAGGACAGAUGGGAAAAAGUGUAGCACGUGAUCCAGGAGAACCUACAAACCCGGAUGCUGCCCUGCUCAAAGACAUACCUGGUGUUCCAGCAGUCUCCUCGGUGAGUCCCCAGAUAUCCCAAGGGAAAAUGCCAUUUCCCCAGCCCAGCCUGGGAAAAUGACUUCUGAUCAAAUGCCCAGCCAAUCUCCUGAGACCAACACAGAGAUCAUAUUGAGGACAACUCAUUUCUAAGAAGUUAGAGUCUGCUGAAAGAAAAAAAAGAAAGACAGAAAAAAAGACAGAAAGAGAAAGGGGGGAGAGAGAGGA
Messenger RNA from Fukomys damarensis (Damara mole-rat), 10783 nucleotides. It is a transcript of the gene Clstn2, whose product is annotated as calsyntenin 2. Gene Ontology annotation, molecular function: kinesin binding; X11-like protein binding; amyloid-beta binding. The transcript is spliced from 22 exons. Lineage: Eukaryota; Metazoa; Chordata; Mammalia; Rodentia; Bathyergidae. Gene Ontology annotation, cellular component: postsynaptic membrane; cell surface. The record is from RefSeq and is a predicted model, not a curated record. Bases 1 to 3816 code for a protein of 1271 amino acids. Gene Ontology annotation, biological process: positive regulation of synaptic transmission; positive regulation of synapse assembly; homophilic cell-cell adhesion.